Molecule: messenger RNA, 393 nt
Organism: Candidula unifasciata
Lineage: Eukaryota; Metazoa; Mollusca; Gastropoda; Stylommatophora; Geomitridae
Source: the annotation of a GenBank genome assembly
GAAGGUGCAACUGAAGAACAACCUGACAUACCAGUCUCUUAUCAACAGAAGAAGAGAAUGAUCAAAUCAAUCAGAAUGCCACCGAAACUGGCACAAGAUGAUUACCAUAUUAUGGACAGACCAGAGGAAGUUAUUAUCCUUCGCCUUAGAACAGGGCACAAUAGACUUCGCUCCCACAUGUACAACAAAUUUAAGAUUGGCCAAUCGGCCAUGUGUACUUGUGGACUGGCACCUGAAACAACAGAUCACAUCCUUCAAGACUGUCCCAUAUUCAACGCUUUCAGGCAAAACAUUUGGCCAAAAGAGACACUUGUGGAAGUCAAACUGUACGGGCCGCUUAGUGAAUUACAAAAGACAGUGAAAUUCAUACAAGAGACGGCUUUGCAGAUAUAG